Alosa sapidissima (American shad) is the source of this 2054-nucleotide messenger RNA. RefSeq lists its product as uncharacterized. Gene Ontology annotation, molecular function: nucleic acid binding. The record is from RefSeq and is a predicted model, not a curated record. The transcript has 5 exons. NCBI's taxonomy places the organism in Eukaryota, Metazoa, Chordata, Actinopteri, Clupeiformes, Clupeidae. Bases 1096 to 1713 code for a protein of 205 amino acids.
AAAACAUAAAGUUCCAUACAUGGCCCCCCUCUUUCACCCUCUCUCAAGUGCACACACACCCAAAACACAUGACACACAUGGUCUUGAAUUUUAGACAUGGUCCCCAGACCUCCUCAGAUGAUAAAUCCAUAGCUACUAUACGCAUACAUUUAUGAUUUUUUUUAUUUUAGUUCACAGAAAUGUUUUACAUUUUUUGUACAUUCAGUUUAAUUUCAGUUUAGUUUCAACCCCUCUCUCUCUCUCUCUCUCUCCCUCUCUCAGCCCUCACCGGAAGUCCCUGUUCUCUGUGGACAUAUCCGGUUUACCCUGUCCAAACCAGAUCCCAGCGAGAAGCACAUUCUUAAACCACACCUCAGCUGGCAGUUCAUUGAUUACACAGCGAGUCAGCCACAGACAAUUGGUUAGGAGUUAAAAAUAAGAACACCAUCACAAUUCCACAAUAAGGACACGUCUCCAGGGGCCUCAUUUAUAAAAUGUUCUUACGCACAGAUUUGGUCUUAGAUCGUGCUUGGUCAGUGGAUCUUCUGGCCAAUCGAUUUCCGUUUCGGAAAUGAAAAUUACAAAACAAAAAACGAAGGAUUAUUUGAUUUCCGUUUUAAAAUACAAAAUCGAAAAACGAAAAUCAAGUCGUUUUCCGUUUUCCUAAUCGGUUUCAAAACAUCAAAAUACAAAUAACGAAAUUAGUCUUAAAUUUCGACAAUCAUUAUUCAUUAUUCAAUGAUAUAGCUUAUGUUAGUCUUAACUAGAUGAAAAUACCUGUUAAAUAUGGCGGCCUUGGAAAGUGUUGCGAGUGAUAUAGAGGAGAUGGUUAAAAAGGACAUGUCUUAUGAAGAGAUCGCAAACUCUUUAACAAAUAACUUUGGAUCACAAAGAGGUUACUCUGAGAGGAGCGUCUGACGAUUUUGCACCCAGCGUGGAUUAAUUAGGCAUCCACUAACUCGGGACCACCUGGAAACUGAGGUGGCAAAAGCAGUCUGCGAGGUAGGCUAUAGGGAAUGUUUUAUAUGGGCUACUGGUCACGUAGCCUACCAUACCUAUGCAAUCACUCAUUUUACUUUGAUGAUUUGUUAGGUUGGUCCAACAUAUGGCAGAAAAAUGCUUACGGGCUAUCUGGCCUCCAAGGGUGUAAAGGCGGGGGAAAAACGAGUGGGAAGUAUUCUUAGGGACUUCAACCCACGCUACCACCAGGCAAGAUGCGAUGGUGCAAGAAAUCUAAACCCAACACCCUACACGGCAGAAUACAUGGGUCACAAGAUCCACAUGGAUCAAAAUGAAAAGCUAGUUAUGUUUGGAGCUACCCAUGUACUUGCCAUCGAUGGAUUUAGCAGCAAGAUAGUUGGCUAUGCAACAAUGCCUGUUAAGAACAAUGUGAAGAUAUAUGAAGAUGUAUACAGGUCUGCAGUCAUGAAAUAUGGCCUGUGGGAUCAGGUUAGAGUAGAUCAUGGAAGAGAAUUCUACCUAACGUUAUUCAUGCAAGAAAACCUUAAAGCCUAUCCGCAUAAUCAGGAAAGGCGGCCCUAUCUGCAGACUAAGUCCACAGAGAACCAUACUGUUGAGAGAAUGUGGCCCGAGAUAAAUGACAGGGUGAACUACCCAUUGAAGGCUGCCAUGGUGCAGUUGUUGGACCAGGAUUUACUUAGUAUGGAGGACAACACUGUUAAAUACUGUUCAUCAGAACUGCUUUGUCAAGUGAGCCACAUAGGUGUUGCAUGAGCAGUGGCAGCAUGGAAUGCUCAUUCAAUUCCAGGGAAGGGAGUACCAAACAGACUUGCUGCAAGUGGUUGCAAAGUAAGAAUUCCAGAGAACCUCUUGCCACCAGGAUCAGAGGCAGCCACCAUGUAUGAUUGUGUGCUUGGUGCCUCACUGUCCAGAGCAUCUUGUUUUGGACAAGACCCGUUCCCUACAGCAGAGGCAAAGUUGAGGGCAGAAAGAGAGUUUUGCACUCUCUUCCCCGACAUGGCUGUGCUUUAUGAGAGUGCCGUGCAUCACAAUUAUUCACCAUACCAAGAGGCAUUAAGGUGCCUUGUUGACAUUACAAAGAGACACAUUUAAAC